GUCCUUCUUGAGCGCUCUGGACACAUCCAUACUAUCACCUGCUUUGCCAACGAUUGCAUCUGCGCUGCAUUCCCGAGACUUGUAUGUUUGGGCAGUGAAUGCCUUCUUGUUGGCGUGCACCGUCACAAGUCUCAUCUGCGCACACAUUUCCAAUCUAUUCGGUCGGCGAUUCGUGAUGAUUACCUCAAUAACGCUGUUCGCUAUCGGGAGUGCUUUCUGCGGUGCUGCGCCAUCCACCGCGGUUCUGAUACUCGGGCGUGCAAUCCAGGGCAUAGGAAGCGGUGGCAUACUCACCAUGUCUUCCUUGAUCAUGUGCGACAUAGUGCCGGUCAGAGAGCGUGGCCUGUACAACGGCUUUAUCAAUGUAGCGUGGACAGUAGCGACUGUGAUCGGACCUUCAGUUGGGGGUGCGUUCACCCAGCAUGUUUCCUGGAGAUGGAUGUUCUGGAUCAAUCUCCCAGCAUCCGCCAUUGCAAUUGCGAUUGCAGUCAAAUACCUUCGAGUCAAGCAUCCAUCCCAAGGCACGGUACGGCAACGCUUGGCUUGUAUUGACUGGUAUGGCGGGAUUCUCUUCACCGGAUCGACGACCUCCGUGCUCCUGGCGAUAAGCUGGGCUGAUAGUCGAUAUGAAUGGUCGUCCUGGCGCGUCCUGCUCCCCUUACUGCUUGGUUCCCUCGGCAUCGCCGGAUUUGUCGUGUUCGAGGCAGCGAACAGGAGCCGGAAUGAUGCUUUGAUGCCUCUCCGAAUCUUUGCAAAUCGCACAUCGGCCACUAUCUUCGCUCUGACUUUCCUGCAGGCCAUGCUGCUGUACUGGCUCAUCUACUUUUUGGGUGUCUACAGCCAAGGAGUUCUAGCGGUGUCACCAAUGCGAGCCGCUGUAUUGGCCCUUCCAACAAGUAUCUUGACGGCUCCUGCUGGCAUCUUAGCAGGGGUGCUUGUUGCAAAAACAGGUCAAUACCGGUUCUUCCACUUUGCAGGCUUUGCACUACUGAUGAUCGGAUUCGGCUUGCUUCUUCUUCUGGACGCGAGUUCUCCAGUCAGUUAUCUGCUUGGCUUCCAGGUUCCCUUCGCGCUUGGAUUCGGCGUCCUUCUUACGAGCUGUCUUCCAGCCGCUCUAGCGAGCCUUACAGAAGAUGAUGUUGCUGCAGCGGUGGGAUUUACCACAUCUACACGCAAUUUCGGUUACAUGUGGGGUGUCGCCAUCGCGGCUGCGAUUUUCGAAGAUCGCGUCGAAUCCCUGGCGGAUAGCAUCUCCGACACUUCAUUGAAACAGGCGCUAUCGCAUGGACAAGCGUAUUCAAGCGCGACCAAAGCUUUCAUGGACUCUUUGCGGGAGAGCCCACAGGCGCUUGCUGUGGCCAAGGACGUUUUCGUCUCGAGCCUUUUGAGGGUCUGGCAAGGUGCGCUCGCUUUUGCUGGCGCAGGGUUCCUGCUUUGCUUCAUUGUGCGCACUCUGCCCUUGCGCAAGACACUCCAGACGAAGUACGGUGUAGACUCGACGCGAGCGAGGAAUAGCUCGAGCACCUGA
This is a messenger RNA of Cercospora beticola, 1528 nucleotides long. RefSeq lists its product as uncharacterized. Gene Ontology annotation, cellular component: plasma membrane. Gene Ontology annotation, biological process: transmembrane transport. The record is from RefSeq and is a predicted model, not a curated record. Lineage: Eukaryota; Fungi; Ascomycota; Dothideomycetes; Mycosphaerellales; Mycosphaerellaceae. Gene Ontology annotation, molecular function: transmembrane transporter activity.